UCCACGGAUCAGCCCUAGUCAGCUACAACGCUGGGAUCAGCGCGUGCGCAAAAGGCGGGGAGUGGCAGUUGGCUAUGUCGUUGCUCGGCGAAAUGUGGGAUGCGGGGUUGACGCCCGAGGUAAUCAGCUACAGCUCUGGAAUACACGCGUGCGCAGAAGGCGGGCAGUGGCAGCAGGUGUUGCUUUUACUCGGCGAGAUGCGGAGGGCGAGGCUCGAGCCCAACUCCAUCUCUUCUCUAUGCUACAACGCUGGGAUCAGCGCGUGUGAAAAGGGCGGGCAGUGGCAGCUAGCGCUGUCGCUGCUCAGCGAAAUGCGGGAGCAGAAGACGGAGCUCGACAUCAUUAGCUACAGCGCUGGGAUCAGCGCGUGCGAGAAAGUCGAGCAAUGGCCGCAGGCUGUGUCAUUGCUCAGGGACGUGCGGGAGGCGAAGUUGGAGCCCGACGUCUCAUCUACAACGCUGGCAUCAGCGCGUGCGAGAAAGGCGCGCAAUGGGAGCACGCCUUGUCGCUGUUUAGCGAGAUGCGGGAGGGAAAAUUGGAGCCCAGCAGCAUCUCUUACAAUGCUGGGAUCAGCGCGUGCGAGAAAGGCAGUCAGUGGCAACAGGCGCUGA
Molecule: messenger RNA, 611 nt
Organism: Prorocentrum cordatum
Lineage: Eukaryota; Dinophyceae; Prorocentrales; Prorocentraceae
Source: the annotation of a GenBank genome assembly